GGAAAACAUCACAGAACCUACGUCCCUUAACGAUGAUGACGAUGAUGAUAACAUGAAGACAAACUUUCCAAACACAACAAACCCAACACCUCGAAUCCUCACCCUCUUCUCCCAAGCAAAACAAAAUGGUGGCCGACCCUUAAACGUCUCGGCCCCGAUGGUGCGGUAUAGUAAACUCCCCUUUCGGAUGCUGGUGCGAGAAUACGGCGCAGAUGUCAUUUUUACGCCCAUGAUGCUCGCGCGGGAAUCGAAUCGUUCGCAAAUUGCUCGAGAUGCGGAGUUUACGACACAUGUGUGGGAGAUGGGUGGUGAUGAUGAUGAUGGUACGGAAGGGAGAGGGAGGAGGGGCGUUGAUGUGAUCGAUGGAGAUGUUGGUGGAAAUGGAGAUGGAAAUGACAAACAAGCACAAAACAAACCCGUCGUCAUCAUCGCCCAAUUCGCCGCCUCCUCCCCUCUCGAAUUCGCCCGCGCAGCAGAAAUGAUCGCGCCAUGGGUCGACGGCAUAGAUCUCAACUGCGGCUGCCCCCAAUCCUGGGCCAUCCAGUCAGGCAUCGGAUGCGCACUCCAAGACUCUCCCUCGCUCGUCGCAGAAAUGGUUCGAGCGGCCAAAACGCGCGUGGGGAAAUGGGGCAAAAGCGUGAGCGUGAAAAUUCGCAUCCACGAAGAUUUGGAGGUGACGAGGAGAUGGUUGCGGAUCGUGCAGGAGGCUGGAGUGGAUUUUGUGACGGUGCAUGGGAGAACGAGAACGCAGCGGUCGAGUACGAGGCCGGAUUAUGAGGCGAUUCGGAAGUUGAAGGAGGAAGGCGUGGUGAAAGUGCCGUUGAUUGCGAAUGGGGAUGCGUUUAGUCUGGCGGAUGUGAGGAGGAUUGCGGAUCUGACUGGCGCGGACGGAGUGAUGGCUGCGAGAGGCAUUUUGGAGAAUCCGGCCAUGUUUGCGGGGUAUGAAGAGGUUCCGGUGAGGUGUGUGCAGGAUUUUAUGUAUUGGGCGAUUAAGUGUCCGAUUCCGUUUCCGUUAGUGCUGCAUCAUGUGAGUGAGAUGACGGCGAAGAUGGAAGGGAUGGGGAAGAAGGAGAGGAGACGGCUGGGGGAGUGUAGAGAUCUGGUGGAUCUUAUUGAUUUCGUGGAGGACAAGUGGGGGUUGCCGAGGAGGCGAUGAUAACAUCGGUCGUCGAAUAUGGCUGGAGAAGCCUUGUUGUCCCCUGGCAGGAGAAUCGAUAACGUCCUCGAGUACAAUAGAAUUGUGCUCGCACGACUGAAACGCGGGUGAAGCUUUCUUUCACGUCGCCAAGUUCGUGCUCAGACUUUAAGGGCAACUCAGACGUGAGCGAACUCAUCAGGGCAUAUAAUCGAGCAUCAAAGCAAACCGACUCUCGAGCAUGGCCAUCCGUCCUCGUCUGCCCCUGCACAUAUGCAGCUGAUCAGAGUUCCGGCAACAAGUAGACCAUCAAGCUCAAAAUAAUGGAACGCCACAGAUAGCUGGAUGAAAAGGG
Messenger RNA from Sphaerulina musiva SO2202, 1490 nucleotides. RefSeq names its product FMN-linked oxidoreductase. The coding region runs from base 53 to 1156 and encodes 367 amino acids. Gene Ontology annotation, biological process: tRNA processing. Gene Ontology annotation, molecular function: tRNA dihydrouridine synthase activity; flavin adenine dinucleotide binding. The record is from RefSeq and is a predicted model, not a curated record. The transcript is spliced from 2 exons. Lineage: Eukaryota; Fungi; Ascomycota; Dothideomycetes; Mycosphaerellales; Mycosphaerellaceae.